CGUGCCUCCCAGAAUGUGACAAUGUAAACAAACAAGCGAGCUGUUGAGCACCGAGACGAUGAGAGCUGUUGGUCUUAGAGAACUCUGAGAUGCGUCUGCGCAGAUGCAGAUGCUCCUGCAGAGGCUGCAGAGCUUUGCUUUUACAUCAUGUGAUUGUCUGCCUUCUCUUAAUACCCAAACACAGAGGGCAGCCUCUUGUAGUCGGUCCAUCGCAGGCAGUCGUGGCCACAGUAGGCGAGGAGAUUGUUUUGCCGUGCCACAUUAAACCGGAAAUGGACGCCAGCAGGAUGAGGCUGGAGUGGGCGAGACCUGACCUGACACCCGGGUUUGUACACGUGUGGGCAGACAAUAAAGAACACGUGGUUAACAAACAGCCGUCGUACGGAGGAAGGACGUCACUCAUGAUCCACAAACUGGAACACGGGGACGUUUCCCUGAAACUCUCCAACGUGACCGUCUCUGAUGAGGGAACCUACAGAUGCCUUGUUCCACAAGUGGGUCGAGAGGUUUUCAUCAAACUUGUUGUUGGUGCGGCCUCCUUGCCAUUCAUCAGAGUAAUGAACAGAACCAGCAGCAGGGUGGUGUUACAGUGUGAGUCUGCAGGCUGGUAUCCAGAGCCUGAGCUGCUGUGGUUGGACAGUGAGGGAAACCUCCUCUCUGCUGGACCUACAGAGACCCUCAGAGGUCCUGAUGACCUCUAUACUGUCAGCAGCAGAGUGACUGUGGAGAAGAGACACAGCAACAACAUCACCUGCAGAGUCCAACAGAAGAACAUCAACCAGAGCAGAGACAUGUACAUCCAUCUCCCAGUCCUUUCCUGGUAUGUGAAAUUAGUGUUGGUACCGUGCCUCUUCAGUGUCUUCCUGGCUGCCGUACUCACAGUACAUGGAAGGCGCCUAAGGAUUCCUGGACAUGCUGAAAAUGAGGCGAUGAUUAAGACAGCAGAUGUGUAACGACCACUUUGAUGGAAAACCACACACACACACACACACACACACACACACACACACACACACACACACACACACACACACACACACACACACACACACACACACACACACCAGCUUUAAAAGGACCUUCAGAUUAAGUAGGGGCAGGAGGUGGAGCUUCUGACAUGUCCAGAAGAAGCCAAAAAGCAGGUGAAGAAUGACACAUUUCAAUGGCAGGAAAACAAGCUAUGAGAAUGAGUUCAUGUAAGGAGAAUGAUUCUGCUUCAGCACAACUGUCAGCACGGCUGUCGGCCCUCAGUCUGGGUCUCUGCACAAGUUUUUGAUGCAGGUCUAAAAGGCGAUAACUCUGGUAAAAAGUAAAUGAGCCUCAGUUCAUCUGUACAAAUGGGUUAUUACAUUUCUCAUUUCUUACUGUCUUGGAUGACCUCUAGCAGCUGUAGUAUUUAUGAAAAUGAAACUUGCCCUUUUUUUUUUUUUAUUCAUGACUGUUUCAAACUUUAAAUGUGUAUUGAUUAUUUUAUCAAUGAUGACAAAGACCCUGGCCAAGAUUCUGAACCUCAUGUUGCCCGGAAAGUGUUUAUUGGAGUGUGAAUGUUAGAAAGCACUUAGGUAUAGAAAAAAAAGUGCUUGUAUGAGAAGGUGUGGAUGCUGGAUAAAGUGCGAUUAUCUCCAAUACUGUGAUUUGAGGCUUUGAGCAGAGAAGAUUUUCCCAGUGUUCAACCCUUCAGUUUAUGAGGGGAACCGAUUAGAAGAAAGUUGCCUUAAAUGGAUGGUGGUCUUAACGUGAGAGGAGCUGAAAAGCUUGUCUCAGACAGCGGAGGAGCUGUGAACUAUCUAAAGCUGCUUUAGAGUCCAAGAAUAAAAACAUGGAGCUGGAAACUAACAGAACAAAUCCACUCCAGGUAUUAUUACAAGUAUGAAAACAAAAGCAUCGCUGCAGGUGCACCAAAAGAAAAACAGCUUUGGUCUUACCAGAGAACAGAGAGCUGCUUGAAUUAAAAUGGUCGGGUAAGACCGUCUCAGAGUCUCAGAACUGGAAUCUCUCCACUGCUAUAAAACAGGAAGAAAACUAAAACACCAUGGAAACCUCAAAGGUUUAUAGCUUCUUACCUCUGACUUAACAGGUGAUGACCGUCAUGUUCAUCAGCUGUUAAAUUGGGAUUGGAUCUAAUAAUUUGUGGUUGUUAGUAUGCUAAAUCUAUAGCAGCACUUUUCAGUGAGUCGGGAGUUUUCAGGAGUUUCUGUUGAAUGUAAGUGUUAGUAACGGGCCGUGCAGAAUGGGAUGGGAUCGGGAAGCCAAAGCUAAAAAUCCUGUUUUUUUAGGUCUCCAUAGACUACAAACAGUCCUGGUCGCGUAUACUUUAUUUGGAAGUCAAAUUUUCACAUGUACCCUCAACAUACUGUCCGAAGAUGAAUAAUAUUUAUAUUUAAUUUGUUUAUAUACUCUUUGCACUGACCUAUUCUUGUCCACAUGGUGCAGUAACUGUGU
Molecule: messenger RNA, 2442 nt
Organism: Archocentrus centrarchus (flier cichlid)
Lineage: Eukaryota; Metazoa; Chordata; Actinopteri; Cichliformes; Cichlidae
Product: butyrophilin subfamily 2 member A2-like
Exons: 6
Coding region: 90-953 (287 amino acids)
Biological process (GO): T cell receptor signaling pathway; regulation of cytokine production
Cellular component (GO): external side of plasma membrane
Molecular function (GO): signaling receptor binding
Source: RefSeq, a predicted model, not a curated record